Molecule: messenger RNA, 2441 nt
Organism: Bufo gargarizans (Asiatic toad)
Lineage: Eukaryota; Metazoa; Chordata; Amphibia; Anura; Bufonidae
Product: transmembrane protein 26-like
Exons: 6
Coding region: 972-1892 (306 amino acids)
Source: RefSeq, a predicted model, not a curated record
CCCUUGUGCUCGCACACAGAUAUUAUAGGCCUGAAGAACGAAAGAUCAACUGGAGAAGGCUGUUUACACAGGGUUUAAAACUAACAUCUCAGAAGAACGUAAAACUAUAACAAAGCUUCAGUAAUGUUUGAGAUGCUUCAUUUUGAUUAGAGCAUACAUUUCUGGAAGACCUGGUGGAACUAUGUAGCAACCCAUCUCAUCCAGAGAAAAUGUCCAUAGAAACCUAACAGGAAGAUUUAACUAAUUGAGCGUUUGGAGUCUCGAUGACGUGAUCUCUUCAGCUUAUUAUCACAGGGCAGGGUGUGUUUCGUGCUGGAAAUGCCUCUGUAUUUGUUGGCUCCACUGACCCAGUGGGCUGGAGCAUUUGAACGACUGAGAACCAAAAAUCAGAUCUUGCAGACUUCUCAGGUGGAAGACUAGAUGAGGACAGCAGAAGUGGGAAAGUCCACAGACCUUGGGAGAGGCAGACUGUAAUGAGGCUGAAGAGUCUGUAGUUCUGGACCCAUUCCAUGUAUUUACCAGAGAAUUGUAGCAAGGCCUAAAGGUUUGCAAAGGAGGAAUGUUUGAUUUCAUUUUCCAAGUUUAAUUAUUUGGAGAACCACAGCUCACCAUUUUCUGCCAGUUGUGGGGGCAGUACUAUCACUUUCAUUGACAGUACAAGCAAGCAGCGCUCUCUUGACAUCUUCGCUGGUUGCCUAUUAUAAGUUCACGCACAGGGUUGCUAUACUGAACAGCUCCUGGGCUAUUGAAGAGUGGCGGCCAUGCCUAUGCGAAUAUGCAUAAUCCCACGAUUCCAGCCACCAGAAAAAGCAUGAGGAUACCACGCAAGCAUGGCCAUUACUGCAGUGUCACAGUGGUGGCCCUAACCCUGACAAAUAGCAAUAAAAGAUGGCAACGAUGAGGCAAAGGCAACAAACGAAGGAACCAGUUUCAGUAAUAACAAGCAUUUGAUUACAGGUAAAAGUAUCACAAUGAAGUGUAACUGUACAAACUGUAUGAAGAUACUGGCAGCCAUCUUAAGUCGUCUAUUAUACACUCUCCAUGGAGGAGUUAUGAUAUUGUUAACGGUUGUUAUCACACAGAAUUUCUUCUACUAUACUCUUUUCAUUGGAAUCGCUCUCUUGUUCAUUGAGAUGAUUGUAACACUGAAGAUGACAAAAUAUGGAGAAUGGAAAUGGUUUUCACCAAUGGUUUUUAUAUAUUUAUGUUCUGUUAUUCCUUGCAUAUUUGUCAUGGAACUCCAAAACCUAGAGGUUAGAAUGAACAUUACCAACGUGACACAUCCUGAAUGCACCGAAAAUGACUACACGGAAUACUCCAAAAUGGUGCAAGGUAUGGAAGAGAUGACAAUUUUGGCCCUGAUUCUAGGACGUUGGCUAAUGCCAAGAGGUAAAAUGAGCCGUGACCAGCUCGCUCAGCUACUUCUGAUAUACCUUGCUUUAGGUGCUGAUAUGCUGGAUAUUUUAGAACUAAUGAAGGAGCCAUCAGUAAAAACCAGCAAAGCUAUAACUGUGGUGGGACUGUGUCUAUUCACCUGGGCGGUUAUGCAAUUCACAUUAGUGCUCACUCAAACGUUUCCAGUUUCGUCUCCAGAUAAAGAAGACGAGGAGCGGUUUUAUUCGUCAUCUGAAAUAAAGAAUUGCAUGCGUUCUUUAUGUUGUACCAGUGAGGUUUGGAAUGUGAUUAUCAUGGUGGGGAUGCAAGAUGGACCAUUUCUGAUUUACCGGUUAUACUUGGUAACUAUGGAAGGAGUGUUUAAUGACUCCAUGACUUUCUUUAUAUGCAAGAACAUUUUGUCAGUUAUAAUACAAAUAUACAGGAUUAUUGUGUUUCUUUGCGAUGAAAAUCACAACAGGAAAAAAUUUAAACAAUCUCAUAUGAAUUUAGAAUAAGACUUCAUUCACAUCUGCAUUGUAGGUUUCAUUAGGGGUCGGUCGAGAAGUUCGUCAACAGUGCUGGACUAAAUAUCGCAUUGUGUCCAGUAAAAUGACAGACACCCUGAAGGAAACCCUAUUCAGAAACCCAUGUCUGUUAAUGAGGGAUCUGUUUUCGGGUAUGAUGAAACUGAAAAAUGGAAUGUCCAAAUGACAUGUGAACAAAGUCUAUUAUAUAGUAAACUCUAUAGCGAUAAUAAAAAUGUAUUUAUUAAUAUAGUAAAAAAUUUGUUUUUUAAAGUCUACCUGUAACCAUCUGUAAAGCUGAAAAAAUAUUCUUGUUGGUAACUAUUGUAAUAAAUAAUACUUUUUGUUCCCCCAAUUUGAAGGUGGGCUGGUAUAGAAAAUGGUUUGCAUAACCUGAUAAUGGAUUCAUGAUGUAUUUUUAGCCUCCAUUGCUGAUGGCAUUUACUGUAAAUCAUAUGAUCCCUUGAUGAAACUCGCUGGAUCCCACAACAACUGCUGUAUAGAUAGAAAGUUAGUUUCUCUAUUCACUCCUGUAAGACA